GUUCGGGAGGUUUCAGCCCUCCUAUCCUCCGUCCUCCUACCAGAGAAGAAACUGGUUUAACGUUUCUCUCUCCUCUGAGCAGCCAGGAAGUAGUGAAAAACAAUAAGACAGGUACUUUCUUGUCCCCCACUUUUCUCUUCGCCUCUCUCAGGGCAGGCCAUUGCGAUUAGGUUCAAGGCCGUAAUCUCCAAAUUCUUUGGGGACCCGCCGGAAAUGAAGUUGGUAUCACUGUUACUCGUUCAGCGUUUGCAUGACAUUUUAGAGUUGAUUUGCAGUGCAUUAAGUAUACCUAGUUUUGCUUGAUGAUAGCGUCACUCUAGGAAGAUGGUUGUUUGGGAUUUUUUUGUUUCUUUAUAUUUUGGUGUUUCAAAAUAUAAAUAAUUUUAACUAUCAGCUUGUUGGGGAGACAUACCUCAACAAUUAGAUUUUUUAUUUUUUUAAUAUUGUGGUUGCAUGUCAGGGAGGAAAUUAGGUCCAGAAUUUUAGAGCUGUAUGGCUAUUUAGAGAGCAUCUGAUCCACUUCUUUAAUUUAAUCCAUGAGGAAACUGAAGCCCCUAAGGGGAAGUGACUUGUUUCCUUUCUUCAUGGCAAGUGGGUGGUAGAGCUGUAACAGCAAUCCCUCCUCUUUUAUCUCAACUGCCAUUCUGAAGACUGUUACCGAACUUGGAAGGAAGAUGUAACAGGGCCUAGAAUUUUACAUUUGGUAUUGACAUGUAAGAUGUGUUAUGAAUAUAUGGAGGAUUUUUUUUACGAUAAUUGUUUUAUGGACUUUCUCUCCUCAGAGUAUAGAGUAUUGUAAUCUGUAGGGGAUCAAGAUGUCAGAUGAAAACAAAGCUGCCAUUGCAGCGCAAAAGGAGGCUCUGAACUUGAAGUUACCCCCUAUUGUUCGUCCCUCAGAAGACUUAGGUGUGGACACACCAUCCCAAAGCAAGCUGCUCAACUAUAGAAGAUCUAAGGAGCAGCAGAAGACAAUUAAUCAGUUAGUAAUUGAUGGAGCCAAGAAAAGUUUAGACAAAACACUGUGUAAAAGAAUACCUUCAUUACCAGAACCAGAAUAUCCUUCAACUAUGGCCAGUGAAAUUAAAAAAAAAGGAUUGAACUAUAUGUAUUUGAAGCAAUGUGUAGAAAGUAGUCCUAUAGUACCUAUUCAGAAGGAGUGGCUGGAUAACAUGUUAAUGCUGAUACCUGAGUCUUUAAGAGAAGGGAAAGAAAGAGGAGAACUUGUUGAACGUCUCAUAAAUGAAGUGUCAAGUGACUUUGAAAACAGCAUGAAGAGAUAUUUGGUGCGAAGUGUUCUUGUGAAACCUCCAGUUCAAUGGCUUGAAGAUGAAGGAGGCCCUUUACCUGAAUCCCCUUUAGGCCUGGAUUAUUCUAAUCCGUGGCAUUCUAGCUAUGUGCAGGCAAGAAAUCAAAUAUUAUCUAAUUUGCACAUUGUUCACCCAACCAUGAAAAUGUUGCUGGAACUUGGUUAUACAACAUUUGCCAAUACAGUUUUGCUGGACUUUACAGGAAUUAGAGCUAAAGGUCCAAUUGAUUGUGACUCACUGAAAAAUGAUCUAUCAAUACAAGCUAAAAAGGCAGAAGAGAAGAUAAUGAAUACAUGGUAUCCAAAGGUUAUAAAUCUCUUUACCAAGAAGGAGUCAUUAGAAGGCAUUAAACCUGAAAAAGUGGAUGCAUUUUAUAACUGUGUUUCCACGCUUAUGUCAAAUCAGUUAAAGGAUCUCUUAAGGAGAACUAUAGAAGGAUUUGUAAAACUCUUUGACCCACAAGACCAACAAAGGCUGCCAAUAUUUAAGAUGGAAUUGACGUUUGAUGAUGAGAAAAUAGAAUUUUAUCCUACCUUUCAAGAUUUGGAAGAUGUUGUUUUGGGUUUAGUAGAGCGGAUAGCUGAAGCUCUGCAGAAUAUCCAAACAAUUCCUUCUUGGCUAGCGGGAACUUCAACACCUGCAACUCUUGACACAGAACUUCCUGAACACGUGAUACAUUGGGCUAUUGAAAUGCUGAAGAUGGCAGUACAUCAGAACUUAGAAGGUCCAAGACAACAUUAUGAGGCAUAUGUUGAAAAAUAUAAUUGGCUCCUUGAUGGGACUGCUGAUGAACAGAUAGAAGUUUUUCAGGCAGAAGAUCAUACUUUUGAUGAAUACACACACCUUAUAGGAAAAUUUUUAAAUCUUGCCUCAGAAAUGAUGCUUUUGCCGCAGUGGGUUCAUUUCCCUAUGGUGCGUUUGGAUUGUGAUGAUUUAAAGACAGGCCUGAUAAAUAAAACAAAAGCCUUUGCAAGCAUAUUGUUAAAUGAUAUAGCUUCAAAACACAGGAAAGAAAAUGAAUGUAUUUGCAGUGAAUUUGAAGCAAUUAGAGAACAUGCAUUAAAAGUCCCUGAGACAACAGAAGAGAUGAUGGAACUGAUAACUUUUGUAGAAAAAGCCCGAACUUUUGGAAUUCAAGAGUUGAUUUCAAGGAUCAAGGAAUCCAAACGCCGAAUGAAUUACUUUUUAGAUGUUUUUCUAUUUCCUCAAGAAGACUUAGCUUUAAAUGCAACUGUCCUCCUAUGGCCUGGGAAGAUUAAUCCUAUCUUUGAUGAAAAUGAUGAGUAUGUGGCAGAUGUAAGACAACUGCAAAAACGUAUUCAGGAGUCUGAGGAAGCAGUUCAGUUUAUUAAUAAAGAAGAGGAACUUUUCAAGUGGGAAUUGACAAAAUAUCCUGAACUGGAUAAAUUGAAAGUUAACAUUGAGCCCUAUCAAAAGUUUUUUAAUUUUGUUUUGAAGUGGCAACGAACAGAAAAACGGUGGAUGGAUGGAGGUUUUUUAGACCUCAAUGGGGAAAGUAUGGAAGCUGAUGUAGAUGAGUUUUCCCGAGAAAUUUUUAAGACACUGAAAUUUUUCCAAACAAAACAAAAGAAAGAAUUACAAGAAAAAAGAAAGACAGCAAAGAGACGAUCUCUGGUAGAAGAGAAGCCGGAAGAAGAGUCAAAGGAGAGUCCUGCUAUUACUAUGUGCUCUGCAGUAAUGGGGCAGAUAAAAACCUUUAAGGAAUAUAUCCCUACUGUCUCCAUCCUGUGCAAUCCUGGAAUGAGAGCUCGUCACUGGAACCAGAUGUCAGAAAUUGUAGGCUAUGACUUGACUCCAGACUCUGGAACUACACUGAGAAAAGUUUUAAAAUUAAAUCUUACACCAUACUUGGAUCAAUUUGAAGUGAUAAGUGCAGGUGCAAGCAAGGAAUUUUCAUUAGAGAAAGCCAUGCAUACAAUGAUAGGAACUUGGGAUGAUAUUGCUUUUCAUAUAAGUCCAUACCGUGAUACUGGAGUCUGUAUUCUUUCUUCAGUGGAUGAGAUUCAGGCUCUCCUUGAUGAUCAGAUUAUAAAAACACAGACAAUGAGGGGCUCACCUUUCAUCAAACCAUUUGAAAAAGAGAUCAAGGCCUGGGAGGACCGUUUGAUUCGAAUACAAGAGACGAUUGAUGAAUGGUUAAAAGUACAAGCUCAGUGGCUGUACCUGGAGCCCAUCUUUUGUUCCGAGGAUAUUAUGCAGCAGAUGCCAGAAGAAGGCCGUCAGUUUCAGACAGUAGACAGACAUUGGAGGGAUAUCAUGAAGUUUUGUGCGAAAGACCCGAAGGUUCUUGCUGCUACUUCGUUAACAGGUUUAUUGGAAAAACUGCAGAACUGCAAUGACCUUUUGGAGAAAAUUAUGAAAGGGCUUAAUGCGUAUCUUGAAAAGAAACGUCUUUUCUUCCCUCGUUUUUUCUUCUUAUCUAAUGAUGAAAUGUUAGAGAUUUUGUCAGAGACCAAAGAUCCGCUGAGAGUUCAGCCUCACUUAAAAAAAUGCUUUGAGGGCAUUGCUAAGUUGGAGUUCCUUCCCAAUUUGGACAUUAAGGCCAUGUAUAGCUCUGAAGGUGAGCGAGUGGAGCUGAUUGCACUAAUUUCCACGUCUGCAGCUCGGGGUGCCGUGGAAAAGUGGCUGAUUCAAGUGGAAGAUCUAAUGCUCCGGAGUAUUCAUGAAGUGAUCGCUGCGGCCAGGCUGGCUUAUCCAGAAUCUGCAAGAAGAGACUGGGUUCGAGAGUGGCCUGGCCAGGUUGUGCUUUGUGUUUCUCAAAUGUUCUGGACUUCUGAGACACAGGAAGUUAUAAGUGGUGGACCAGAGGGAUUAAGGAAGUACUAUAAGGAACUUCAGAGCCAACUAAAUGAUAUUGUAGAGCUGGUUAGAGGAAAAUUGUCUAAGCAGACCAGGACCACUCUGGGGGCUUUGGUUACUAUUGACGUCCAUGCUAGAGAUGUGGUCAUGGACAUGAUUGAGAAAGGUGUCUCACAUGAUACAGAUUUCCAGUGGCUAGCUCAGCUUCGAUAUUACUGGGAAUAUGAGAAUGCUCGAGUUCGCAUCAUUAAUUGCAAUGUAAAAUAUGCUUAUGAAUAUCUUGGUAACUGUCCUCGCCUUGUCAUUACUCCUCUCACUGACAGGUGUUACAGAACAUUGAUAGGUGCCUUCUAUUUAAACCUUGGAGGUGCUCCAGAGGGGCCAGCAGGCACAGGAAAAACUGAGACCACCAAGGACUUGGCUAAAGCUCUUGCUGUGCAGUGUGUGGUGUUCAACUGUUCCGAUGGGCUGGAUUACCUAGCAAUGGGAAAGUUUUUUAAAGGAUUAGCUUCUUCUGGUGCUUGGGCUUGCUUUGAUGAAUUUAAUAGAAUUGAGUUGGAAGUGUUGUCAGUGGUAGCUCAGCAGAUCCUGUGCAUCCAGAGAGCCAUUCAGCAGAAGCUGGAGGUGUUUGUUUUUGAAGGGACAGAGCUUAAGCUCAAUCCAAACUGUUUUGUCGCUAUUACCAUGAAUCCUGGCUAUGCAGGGCGUUCCGAAUUGCCAGACAACCUUAAGGUGCUUUUUAGAACAGUGGCUAUGAUGGUUCCAAACUAUGCCCUUAUAGCAGAAAUCUCCCUCUACUCCUAUGGAUUUCUGAAUGCGAAACCUCUGUCUGUGAAGAUAGUAAUGACAUACAGGCUUUGCUCUGAGCAGCUCUCAUCGCAGUUUCAUUACGACUAUGGAAUGCGAGCAGUGAAAGCAGUUUUGGUGGCUGCUGGAAACCUAAAACUGAAAUACCCCAAUGAAAAUGAAGAUAUACUUCUUCUUCGAUCAAUUAAAGAUGUAAAUGAACCAAAGUUUCUAUCACAUGAUAUACCCUUAUUUAAUGGAAUAACUAGUGACUUAUUUCCUGGUAUUAAACUUCCUGAAGCUGAUUAUAAUGACUUUUUGGAAUGUGCUCAUGAAGCCUGCAAAGCACAUAAUCUUCAACCUGUUAAAUUUUUUCUCGAUAAAAUGAUUCAGACAUAUGAAAUGAUGAUUGUUAGACAUGGUUUUAUGUUAGUAGGAGAGCCUUUUGCUGCUAAGACUAAAGUUCUGCAUGUGCUGGCUGAUACUCUAAGUCUUAUGAAUGAACGGGGCUAUGGAGAGGAAGAAAAGGUUAUUUAUAGGACUGUGAACCCCAAAUCCAUUACUAUGGGCCAACUCUUCGGACAGUUUGAUCCAGUGUCUCAUGAGUGGACUGAUGGCAUUGUGGCUAACACCUUUAGAGAAUUUGCCUUAUCAGAAACACCUGACCGGAAAUGGGUUGUAUUUGAUGGUCCCAUUGACACUUUGUGGAUAGAGAGCAUGAACACAGUACUGGAUGAUAAUAAAAAGCUUUGCCUUAUGAGUGGAGAAAUCAUUCAGAUGUCUCCUCAAAUGAGCCUCAUCUUUGAAACAAUGGACCUCUCCCAGGCCUCACCUGCCACUGUAAGCCGCUGUGGCAUGAUUUAUUUGGAGCCCUCACAAUUAGGAUGGGAACCACUUGUGUCUUCAUGGUUGAAUUCAUUGAAAGGACCUCUGCAUGAACCAGAAUAUCAAGCUCUUCUGAAGGAACUUUUUGACUGGUUAAUACCGCCCACUUUAAGACUUCGUAAAAAAAGAUGCAAGGAACUGAUUCCUACAAGCGAUAGUAAUGUGGUUGUAUCUCUCACACGGCUCUUUGAAGUACUACUCUGUCCUGUGGUAGAAAAUGAACCUACCAGCAAGCACAUUCGUGUUUGGAUUAUGGCUUGUUUUAUAUUCUCUUUGAUCUGGUCUGUUGGGGGAAGUUGUGAUACAGAUGGUCGCAUUGUUUUUGACGCUUUCCUAAGACCAGUCCUGCUGGGAAAAGAUGAUGAAUACCCAGUGCCACAAUCUGUGGGUAAAUGGGAGUGCAUCUUUGAUGAAAAAGGGCUAAUCUAUGACUACACCUAUGAGUUGAAAAACCGAGGUCGCUGGCUCCAUUGGAAUGAAUUAAUUAAAAGUACUAAUUUAGGAGAUAAACAUGUCAAGAUUCAAGAUAUCAUAGUCCCUACGAUAGACACAAUUAGAUACACAUUUCUAAUGGAUUUGAGUAUUACCUAUGCGAAGCCGCUGCUUUUUGUGGGUCCAACGGGUACAGGAAAAUCAGUGUAUGUGAAGGAUAAGCUAAUGAAUCACCUGGAAAAGGACCUGUACUUUCCUUUUUAUGUUAAUUUCUCUGCACGGACCAGUGCCAAUCAGGUUCAGAACAUUAUUAUGGCUAGAUUGGAUAAAAGGCGCAAAGGAGUUUUUGGCCCACCUAUGGGAAAGAAGUGUAUAAUUUUUAUAGAUGACAUGAACAUGCCUGCAUUGGAGAAGUAUGGAGCUCAGCCUCCUAUUGAAUUAUUACGACAAUUUUUUGACUAUGGAAACUGGUAUGACCUUAAGGACACAAGUAAAAUCACAUUGGUUGAUAUUGAACUGAUUGCAGCCAUGGGCCCUCCAGGUGGUGGAAGAAAUCCAGUCACUCCCCGUUUUAUUAGACAUUUCAACAUCUGCACUAUUAAUACCUUCAGCGAUGAAACGAUGGUCCGUAUUUUCUCAUCAGUUGUAGCAUUCUACCUGAGGACUCGUGAGUUUCUCCCGGAGUACUUUUUAAUUGGGAACCAAAUUGUCAGUGGGACAAUGGAGAUAUAUAAACAAUCCAUGGAAAAUCUGUUGCCCACUCCCACCAAAUCUCAUUAUACUUUCAACUUGCGUGAUUUUUCACGUGUCAUCCGGGGCUGCCUGCUCGUUGAGAAGGAUGCUGUGGAGAGCAAGCACACUAUGAUCCGCCUGUUUGUGCAUGAGGUUCUCCGAGUGUUUUAUGAUCGUCUCAUUAAUGACAACGAUCGAAGCUGGCUGUUCAACUUAACCAAAAGUGUUAUAAAGGACCAUUUUAAAGAAUCAUUUGAUGGUAUCUUUUCACAUUUGAGGAAAGGGAAUGCACCAGUAACUGAAGAGAACUUACGAAAUCUCAUGUUUGGUGACUAUAUGAAUCCUGACCUUGAAGGAGAUGAGAGAGUUUAUGUGGAAAUUCCAAACAUUCAUCUUUUUAAUGACGUCGUGGACCAAUGCUUAGAUGAAUAUAAUCAAACUCACAAAACAGGAAUGAAUCUUGUCAUUUUUAGGUAUGUAUUGGAACAUUUAUCGCGGAUAUGUCGCAUUCUAAAGCAGUCUGGUGGAAAUGCUUUACUUGUUGGAUUUGGAGGAAGUGGUCGUCAGUCUUUAACUCGUUUGGCUACAUCCAUGGCAAAAAUGCAGAUUUUCCAACCUGAAAUUUCCAAGAGCUAUGGUAUGAAUGAGUGGAGAGAGGAUAUGAAGACUCUGUUGAGGAAUACAGGCAUGAGGGGCCAGAAGACAGUCUUCCUCAUCACGGACACUCAGAUUAAAGAGGAAGCUUUUCUAGAAGAUAUUGAUAGUGUGCUCAACACCGGAGAAGUGCCGAACAUUUUUGCCGCGGACGAAAAACAAGAAGUGAUGGAGGGUGUUCGCCCAGUAGCCCAGGCUGGCAGUAAACAUGAUGAACUUAGUCCCUUAGCCCUCUUUGCUUUCUUUGUGAAUCGCUGCAAAGAUAAUCUUCAUGUCGUAGUGGCCUUUAGCCCCAUUGGAGAUGCCUUCCGAAAUCGCCUGAGACAGUUCCCAUCCCUCAUCAAUUGCUGUACCAUUGACUGGUUUCAGCCAUGGCCUGAAGAUGCUCUUGAACUUGUAGCUGUGAAAUUCUUAGAGACACUGGAGCUCACUGAGGUUGAACGACAAGAAGUAGUUCCAAUCUGUAAAUACUUCCACACCUCCGUUAUGGAUCUUUCAGAAAGGUUCUUGCAAGAGUUGGGGCGGCACAACUAUGUGACUGCUACUUCUUAUCUUGAACUUAUUGCCUCAUUUCAGCAGCUUUUGACAAAGAAACGACAAGCGGUCAUGAGUGCCAAACAACGAUACACAAACGGACUUGACAAAUUAGCUUUUGCUGAAUCUCAGGUUGGUGAAAUGCAGUUGGAGCUUGUUGAAUUACAGCCCAAAUUGGAGGAAGCUAAAAUUGAGAAUGCACGUAUGAUGCAGAUUAUCGAGAUAGAGUCUGCACAAGUGGAAGCAAAAAGAAAGUUCGUGAAAUUGGAUGAAGAGAUAGCCAGUGGGAAGGCUGAAGAAGCCCAGGCUCUGAAAAACGAGUGUGAAAGUGAUCUAGCUGAGGCGAUUCCAGCCUUGGAAGCAGCUCUGUCUGCCCUGGAUACGCUAAAGCCAGCUGACAUUACCAUCGUGAAAUCAAUGAAAAAUCCUCCAUCUGGUGUUAAACUAGUUAUGGCUGCUAUUUGUGUCAUGAAAGAUAUAAAACCAGAAAAAAUUUCAGAUCCAUCAGGAAGUGGAGGCAAGAUAUUAGAUUACUGGGGACCUAGCAAAAAACUUCUGGGAGAUAUGAAUUUCCUAAGAGAUUUGAGAGAAUAUGACAAGGACAACAUUCCAGUGAGUGUUAUGCAGAAGAUUCGUGGUGAAUAUUUAACCAAUCCUGAAUUUGAUCCACAUAAGAUUGCUAAAGCUUCUUCUGCAGCCGAGGGUCUAUGCAAGUGGAUCAUGGCUAUGGAAGUGUAUGACAGAGUUGCAAAGGUGGUGGCCCCUAAGAAAGCCCGCUUAGCAGAAGCACAGAAGUCCUUAGGUGAGACCAUGGGUCUUUUAAAUCAGAAGAGAGCUGAACUGGCAGAGGUAGAACAUCACGUGGAAAAUUUGCAAAAAACAUUUUUGGAGAAAACUGAGGAAAAAGCUCGUUUAGAAGACCAGGUGGAACUUUGUGCUAAGAAACUGGAAAGGGCCUCAAAACUCAUCGGAGGACUGGGUGGAGAAAAGUCAAGAUGGGCUCAAGCUGCAAAUGACCUUCAGACAACAUAUGAAAAUUUGACUGGUGAUGUCUUAGUAUCUGCAGGAGUAAUAGCCUACCUUGGCGCUUUCACUUCCGGCUUUCGACAAACAUGUACGCAAAAUUGGAGCAUGUUGUGCAAGGAGAAAAAAAUCCCAUGUUCAGAGGAGUUCUUGUUGAGUAAGACCCUGGGUGAUCCUGUAAACAUUAGAGCUUGGAAUAUUGCUGGAUUGCCAACAGAUACUUUCUCCAUUGAUAAUGGAGUGAUUGUUAAUAACUCCAGGCGCUGGCCUUUAAUGAUUGACCCCCAGGGCCAAGCCAAUAAGUGGAUCAAAAAUUCUGAAAAAGAAAAUCAGCUUAGUGUUAUUAAGCUAUCCGAUUCAGACUAUAUGAGAACACUGGAAAAUUGUAUUCAGUUUGGAACUCCACUUCUAUUAGAAAAUGUUGGUGAAGAACUGGAUCCAUCUCUGGAGCCUUUACUACUUAGACAAACUUUUAAACAAGGUGGCAUUGAUUGCAUCAGACUCGGUGAGGUCACUAUUGAGUAUUCCUUUGAUUUCAAAUUUUAUAUCACCACAAAACUGAGAAAUCCACACUACAUGCCAGAGCUGGCUACAAAAGUGUCUCUGCUCAAUUUCAUGAUAACUCCAGAAGGACUUGAAGAUCAAUUACUAGGUAUUGUUGUUGCAAAGGAAAGACCAGAAUUAGAAGAGGAACGAAAUGCUCUUAUUCUUCAGUCUGCAGCUAAUAAGAAACAACUGAAAGACAUAGAGAAAAGAAUUUUAGAAACAUUAUCAUCUUCAGAAGGGAACAUUUUAGAAGAUGAAAGUGCAAUUAAAGUCUUAGACUCUGCUAAAAUGAUGUCCAAUGAGAUAACAAAGAAACAGCAGAUUGCAGAAAAAACAGAACUCAAGAUAGCAGAGUCUCGAGAAGGCUAUAGACCCAUCGCUAAACAUUCAUCAGUGUUAUUCUUUAGCAUUGCAGACCUGGCUAACAUUGAUCCCAUGUACCAGUACUCACUUAGCUGGUUUGUGAACCUCUAUAUCAACUCUAUUCAUGACAGUAACAAAUCCAAAAUUUUGGAAAAACGCCUACGAUAUUUAAAUGACCACUUCACAUACAACUUAUAUUGUAAUAUAUGCCGAUCACUAUUUGAGAAGGACAAGCUGUUAUUUUCCUUUUUAUUAUGUGCCAACCUUCUGCUGGCAAGGAAAGAGAUUGAAUACCAGGAACUGAUGUUUCUUUUAACUGGAGGAGUAAGUCUUAAGAGUGCUGAGAAAAAUCCUGAUCCAUCUUGGCUACAGGAUAAAAGCUGGGAGGAAAUUUGUCAUGCAAGUGAAUAUUCUGCCUUCAAAGGGCUCAGGGAGCAUUUUUCUGCAAAUAUACAUGAAUGGCGGGAAAUCUAUGACAGUAAAGAACCACACAAUGCUCAAUUUCCACAACCAAUGGAUACAACACUAAAUGAACUACAGAAAAUAAUAAUUCUUCGGUGCUUAAGACCUGAUAAGAUUAUCCCAGCUAUAACAAAUUAUGUAACUGACAAACUAGGGAAAAAGUUUGUAGAGCCUCCAUCAUUUGAUUUGGCAAAGAGUUACUUGGAUUCAAACUGCACUAUCCCCUUAGUCUUUGUGCUCUCUCCAGGAGCAGAUCCCAUGGCUAGCCUGCUGAAAUUUGCAAAUGAUAAAGCUAUGUCUGGAAAUAAGUUUCAAGCUAUAUCACUGGGACAGGGACAAGGACCAAUUGCAACAAAAAUGAUUAAAGCAGCAUUAGAAGAUGGAACUUGGGUUUGUCUACAGAAUUGUCACCUUGCUGUCUCCUGGAUGCCCAUGUUGGAAAAAAUAUGUGAAGAUUUUACUUCUGAAACCUGUAACUCUUCCUUUAGGCUUUGGCUCACAAGUUAUCCAUCUCCUAAAUUCCCAGUAACAAUUCUACAGAAUGGAGUAAAAAUGACAAACGAACCUCCCACAGGUCUCCGGCUGAAUCUCCUUCAAUCGUAUCUCAGUGAUCCAAUUUCUGAUGAAGUGUUUUUCAAGGGAUGCCCUGGAAAGGAAUUGGCAUGGGAGAAGUUGCUGUUUGGAGUUUGUUUUUUUCAUGCCCUUGUGCAAGAGAGAAAGAAAUUUGGUCCUCUUGGUUGGAAUAUUCCAUACGGAUUUAAUGAAUCAGACUUACGCAUCAGUGUCCGACAACUGCAGUUAUUUAUAAAUGAAUACGAUACAAUUCCAUUUGAAGCUAUAUCUUACCUGACUGGGGAAUGUAACUAUGGAGGGAGAGUGACAGAUGAUUGGGACAGACGUCUCUUGCUGACCAUGCUGGCCGACUUUUAUAAUCCGCAGAUAGUUGAAAACCCUCAUUAUAAGUUUUCUCCCAGUGGAAACUAUUUUGCACCUCCCAGAGGCACCUAUGAUGAUUACACUGAAUUCAUUAAGAAACUUCCAUUUGCUCAAGACCCUGAGAUAUUUGGAUUACAUGAAAAUGUUGAUAUCUCCAAAGAUCUUCAACAAACAAAAACCCUCUUUGAGUCCUUGCUGCUCACCCAGGGAGGAGCCACACAGACAGGAGCCUCAGGAAGUGCUGACCAGACUCUAUUAAAAAUCACCAAAGAUAUUCUCGACAAGCUCCCCAAUGAUUUUGACAUUGAAGCAGCACUAUCAAAGUAUCCCGUGAGAUACGAAGAGAGCAUGAAUACUGUGUUAGUACAAGAAAUGGAACGAUUUAACAAUUUAAUUAAAACUAUACGUAACACUUUACAAGCCCUUGAGAAAGCUAUUAAAGGCGUGGUAGUAAUGGAUUCUACACUGGAGGCCCUCUCUGGCAGUUUACUUGUUGGAAGGGUUCCAGAAACGUGGGCCAGACGAUCCUACCCAAGUCUUAAACCCUUGGGAAGUUACAUCACAGAUUUUCUAGCCCGGUUGAGCUUUUUACAGGACUGGUGUGACUCAGGAAAACCAAAUGUGUUUUGGCUCUCGGGUUUCUUUUUCACCCAAGCCUUUUUAACUGGAGCGAUGCAGAAUUUUGCCAGAAAACAUACCAUCCCUAUUGAUUUACUAGGAUAUGAAUUUGAGGUCGUUCCUUUUGAUACAUCUGACACGGCACCCGACGAUGGCGUUUUUAUCCACGGAUUGUAUCUCGAUGGCGCACGCUGGGACAGAAAAAGUGGAUUGCUUGCCGAACAACGUCCUAAACUUCUCUUUGACCUGAUGCCCAUCAUAUGGAUAAAACCGAAUAAAAAGUCUAAAAUUGAGAAGUCAAAUGCCUAUGUCUGUCCCUUGUACAAGACAAGUGAACGUAAAGGAACUCUUUCCACUACGGGACAUUCUACUAACUUUGUUAUUGCAAUGUUGUUAAAAACAGAACAACCCAUUCAGCACUGGAUCAAGCGUGGGGUUGCUUUGCUUUGUCAGUUGGAUGAUUAAACUGGACAAAUUUAGAAAACAUCUGAAAGAAGAAAAAUCAUUGUCUUCACUUACUUAAAAAUAAAUAUCUGUUAUAAAACCAAGUAUCUGUGUCAUUCUUUGCAGUGGUCUUUGUGAAUGGUCUAUGCAUUGUUCUCCUCCCUGAUUUACCAUUUUUGACUGGAAUACAACCUUCUAGCUGGGCUCUUUUGGGAAGAUCACAGUCAGACUCCUCUGGGAAAAAAAUGUGAUAAGAAACAUUCUUUGAAGCGUAUGGGAAACCUUUGAAGCUUUUAUUUUGUUCCUUGUUCCACACAAUUCUACGUGUGUGAAAAGUAGAUCUGGGGGACUAAGUGAAAAAUUUUUAAUAUCAGAUAUCUCUUUUCACAAGCGUGAUUUUUUAAAAUUUUGUUGUUGACAAU
Messenger RNA from Trichechus manatus latirostris (Florida manatee), 12964 nucleotides. RefSeq names its product dynein axonemal heavy chain 12 (gene DNAH12). Lineage: Eukaryota; Metazoa; Chordata; Mammalia; Sirenia; Trichechidae. Gene Ontology annotation, molecular function: dynein light intermediate chain binding; ATP hydrolysis activity; minus-end-directed microtubule motor activity. The record is from RefSeq and is a predicted model, not a curated record. Gene Ontology annotation, biological process: microtubule-based movement. Gene Ontology annotation, cellular component: dynein complex. The transcript has 72 exons. The coding region runs from base 816 to 12563 and encodes 3915 amino acids.